Messenger RNA from Fonsecaea nubica, 894 nucleotides. RefSeq names its product NADH-ubiquinone oxidoreductase 30.4 kDa subunit, mitochondrial. The record is from RefSeq and is a predicted model, not a curated record. The transcript has 2 exons. NCBI's taxonomy places the organism in Eukaryota, Fungi, Ascomycota, Eurotiomycetes, Chaetothyriales, Herpotrichiellaceae. The coding region runs from base 1 to 894 and encodes 297 amino acids. Gene Ontology annotation, molecular function: NADH dehydrogenase (ubiquinone) activity.
AUGUCGUCGACAAAGACAAUACUGCGUCUGGCUAGCAAGAGGCCGCUAGGUGCGGUUUCACAGGCUAAGGGAUGCGUCCAGCGCGCUACUCUUUCUCAAUCGACGAGGAGUUAUGCCGCCGACAAACCUGGACCAGACCUCAGAACAGCUGGGCCCGAUCUCCUCUCCCAGCUGCGAAAGGCUCCUCGCCCGCCCCAGGGUAAACUAUCAGCACCCAUCGUCAAUGACGCAGACAAAUAUGCAGACAAAGCCCUACCUCUCCAUCAGUACGGCCAAUACCUGAUGUCCUGCCUACCCAAAUAUAUCCAGCAGUUCUCAGUAUGGAAGGACGAACUCUGCAUCUACAUUUGUCCCACCGGUGUCAUUCCUGUCUUUACGUUUCUCAAGUACCACACUGCGGCAGAAUAUACCAUGGUUGCAGAUAUUACUGCGGUAGACUUUCCUACCAAGAGCUACCGGUUUGAAGUUGUGUACAACCUGCUCAGUGUGCGACAUAACUCCAGAAUACGAGUCAAGACAUAUGCGGAUGAAGCGACCCCAGUCCCUUCCAUCACGUCCCUCUACGACGGCGCAAACUGGUAUGAGAGGGAGGUCUAUGACAUGUUUGGCGUAUUCUUCACUGGUCACCCUGAUCUACGGCGAAUAAUGACGGACUACGGUUUCGAUGGACAUCCGCUGCGCAAGGAUUUCCCCUUGACUGGGUACACUGAAAUUAGAUACGAUGAGGAGAAGAAGCGAAUUGUGGUGGAGCCCCUUGAAAUGACACAGGCGUACCGAAACUUUGAGGGCGGUUCAAGUGCUUGGGAACAGGUUGGUGUUGGCUCGGACCGGAAACCUGCAGAGUUCAAAUUGCCCACACCGAAGCCUGAAGAGAAGAAGGAGGAGAAGAAAUAG